ACGGGCGAGCAUCGAGGGAUCGACCUGGCCGCACGCGUUGCCUUUGUGUCAUUAGCUUUUGACGUGGCGCCCGUAUUUGCAUAGAUCGGGUGCGCGAAAGCGCCGCGAUCGAUGCCGAGAGCUCGGAGACGAUCGAGGUGUCGCGCGCGGACGGAAAGUCGCGACGCCGCGUUCCACCGGAAAGGAUCAAGGAAACGCGUCCGCGACGUGGGAGAGCCGCUCACGGCCAUCGGUAGCGAACGGUAGCCGUUCCCGCGGACUGGUUCCUAGGACAACUGGUGUCUGGCCGCGUGUGCUCGCUAACGAGCGGCGAAACAAGGCGCGGCGCGACGCCGUCUCGCGAAAAUCGCAAACAAACGCAUUUUCCUGGAAGCUGUUCGACGAUUCGACAAGCGAAAAAACGGUCGGCGCGUGUCUAGGACGAAUCGAUUUAGCUGGCUGGAUCGAGUUUCAGCGCGCUGCUAUCCUCUUCGUCUUCUCUCCGAGUCGCGGCUGCCGCGAAUGGGAAGCUCGCCAGCCGGCCGAGAUCUGGCAGCUUCGUAGUCUCGUAAAUCGAUUCGGAAAAUGAAGCGGUGCGAUCAUCAGUCCUGAAUCACGCGCGCACCGCGACGGUGUGAACGACGGGUGGAAACGACGGUUGGAAACGACGGCAAACUCUGGCGAACGUGGCCGAAGUGAAGGACGAGCAACCCCGAACCACAGUAACCGGCAGUCUCAUCCGACUAUACAUAUAUAAAAUCGUUUCUUGUUCCCGACGGAAAACGAUCGACCGAUCCAUUCACAGUGCGAUGACUAAGGGGAGGAACAGUGAUCCCAUCGCCACGAUAGACGUGAGAUGCGACGACAUCGACGUCGGCGGCGCCGCGGACCUCGAGAGGGCGAUAGCUGAGACAGGUUACGGCACGUUCAACGUGUUACUCCUGGUGGCGGCACUGCCGGUCGCUUGGAGCGGGAUCUUCGACACGACCACCACCGCCUUCGUUCUGAUCUCGAUCGAGUGCGACCUCGGGGCGACUACCUUGCGCAAAGGGGUGCUAGCCUCCAUGCCGUUCUUGGGCAUGAUCCUGGGGAACGUGAUCUGGGACCGCGCGAACCCCUGCGUCGCCACGCGGAACUUGUUCAUCCUCAGCCUGCUGGCGGACGCCGCGCUGAACGUGGUUAGCAGCGCCAUCGAUUCCUAUCACGCGUUCCUAGCGAUCAAAUUCCUCACCGGUAUUCUCGUCGCCGGCCCGUUCUCGAUGGUGAUGCAAUACCUGUCCGAAUUUCACUCCGCCAAGUACAAGGCCAGCUUCGCGAGGUGGGCCGGCCUGGCCGUGAACGCGGCGAUCAUCCUCCCGGCAGCCUUGGCUUUCUCGAUCGUGCCACUAUCCUUGGACGUCGAGAUAUUCUAUCGGCGCUACAACUCUUGGCGAAUCUACCUGCUGAUCUGUUCGAUGGUUCCGUUGAUCGGUAUCCUGACGACCAGCACGCUGCCGCACUCCCCCAAGUACCUCGUGGAGAUCGGCAGGCCCGACGAAGCCUUGAACCUGCUCCGGAGGAUGUACUCGGUCAACAGGUGGAAAUCCGCCGACACGUUUCCGAUAGAAACGCUGCUCGGCAGUCGGACCGCGCGGGCGUCUCGCCGCUCGUUUUUCAAGGAGAACUCCGAGAGAUUACGGUUAGCCUGCUACAAUACCAAGGUAUUGUUCUCCGCGCCGUAUCUGGCCGGCGUCUCCCGGCUGGGCUUCCUGCAGUUCGGUAGCUCGUUGGCGUUCCACACGAUGAGGCUCUGGGUGCCGCACACGUUCAUGAUCAUAAGCAACUUCAACGGCGACGCGUGGACGGAGGACAGGCCGCCCCUUCUCGCGGACCUGCUGGACCGUCGGAAUUCCCUGGCGAUGAAGGAUUACGUCCGAUGCCCGAAUUUAUACGACGUCUGCGCGAUGUGGACGGUGAACAGUCCGAUCUAUAUGAAAUCGACCAUUAUCGCGUUCUCGACCGUGGUCGUCGCGUUCCUCGCCGGAACGGUAACCAACACCGAGUUCCAAAGAAAGACGGUGCUGCUUGCCGCCUUUCUGAUACCGGCGGGCAGCGGCCUCGGCCUGAACUGGGUCCCGGAUCCACCGAACAUACUGACGCUCGCAGCCGCCAUUAUCGUCGCCGGGAAAGUCGCCAGCAACGUCGUGGACCAAGUCAACGUCCAAGUGGUCCCCGUCCCCUUGAGGACCACCAGCGUUACCGUCCUUUCGAACCUAGCCAACGUGGGAGCUAUCCUCGGCAAUUGCAUCUUUUCAGCCCUAAUAGACAAGCAGCCUGUCGCAGCGUUCGUCGGUAUCGGUGCCUUGAUGCUCGUUUGCUUCGUUUUGUCGUUCGUCCUACCGGGACCUAUAAAAGCACCGAAAACGGUCGUCGGCAACUGCGCGUGACGCGCUGCCGCGCAAAGGGCCGACCAGGAUAUCCUCACUCCCAAUCGCGGGUCCAACCAGUCUUCCACUUCUAGAUCGCCGAUCGACCGGUCGGCUAGUCCAAACAGCGACGCGGCUUCACGCAACAGAUGUAUACUUGUAUCGGGUCACUAGAAAUAUAUUUCUUUAAGUACAUCGUGAGACAACAUUCCUCGACUUACCUUUCAUCGAUCACAACGUCGUAAUCGUAUACUCUGCAGGAGUAAACUUAUGCUAAAUAUUUGUCGUUUAGAGAAAAUUCAAAUCUUGCGUUCCGUUAUCCAUCUCUUCGUCCUGCGAGUUUCUUUUCGAUAUUAGCUGGUACCGGAAAUAUCGAACAUUCCAUCGAAGUAUCGAACGCUCCGAUACAUCGAGCGUUUAACGCGAAAGUCGAAACCGUUAACGGUCAGAACUGUUGACAGUUUUGCGUCAGUAUUAAUAUUAACCAAAGUGCUGGAAUCCUCGUGCAUUUCACCCCGGAUAAUCGUGAACGCAUUACCAUCAAUUUAGAGAAGCGAAAGGAACUUGAGCUGAAAAUCGCUGCACGGAACGUGUUGACGUACGGACAUUGCGGCAGAAGACGUUUCUUCGGAAAAAUUCCAUUUUCGACUAGUGGCGCCGUUCACGGAAACGUGCUCAAAUUGCUAAGCGAAAGCUCGGAUCGAUAAUGCACGAAUUUGUUUUUCCUUGUCGCAAGAACCGAGUUCCCCGUUUAUUCGACUCGUCCCACUGUUGCUCGAUAUUAACGCGUGGACGGAAAUAAACACCUGCGUAGGUUGAAGCGACGAGAAUAACACUCGAUACUAUUGCUAUAAAUAAGGUGUAAAAAUAGACCGAAUAACUCAUAUUUUCAUGGUCCAAUUCGGGUUGUUUUACCGCGGGAGUUGUAUAAGAUCGAUCACCUUGCACGUGGACCAAUCAACUGCGGAGGUUACGUCGAAGAUAGUAAAACUUUAUCUGUGAAAUAGCAUGCCUAAUCCUAACCCAAACAUUUGUUGACGCUAAAUCAUAUGACACACUCGUAGCAGAAAUGAAGUAUAUAGCUAAUUCGAUUUCUACUGACAAGCCUAAAAUUUUGUACUAUCGGUAACGUCGAGAUCGACAACGAAAUGGUUUGGGGGUCUCACGACCCCCAAAGCUCUGGCAAAAAUUUCCAUAAGGUAUUACAUCUAUACGUGUUUUUAGUCUGUGCCAAAUAUUUGAAAUUAUAACCUCAAACUUAAGAAAGUUUAAGAUGUAAAAUUUAUUUAUCUAGUCGUUAUUUACUUUUCAGAUAUUUGAUUUUCGUAGUUACGACUGUUAGUCCGUUGUCAGUGUCACGUAUCUUCGUUACAAUUGGUAACACUGAAUUCAGCGAUUAACAAUAAUUUUUAAAUUUAUAAAAUACAUUCUGUUCACAUUCCGCGAACAGUUUAUUUAUGUAGUCAAGACAAGAUAUUCUUAUUCACACUUGUGUUACUUAUAAGAAAAGUUGAAUAUUAAUUCAAAACUACGAUACUAAGAAUUGUGAAUUUGAGUAUCAACUUGAUGAUGGUGAUGAUUAAACAAAAUCCGUUUUGCCCGAAUGUUCAUGUAAACCUGUGUACAUUUGGGGUGAUUAACGUAUAGCGUUAUUUCGUUAAUUUUAAGUUUUUUUGUGAUUUUUUAAAUAUCAUUUCUACCUGUUAGGCCUUUGAAUAAGACGAGCUGUAAUGGAUGUGAACCUUUAAAAAUAAAAUCAUCACGCGAAACUAAUGCUGCAUUUGGUUACUCGAAAGAUAACGAAAUAUCUUGUGUAUUAUAUUGUAAUUUGUAAGAAACUGAAUGAGGAAUUUUAAGGGGUUGAACAGUUGUACCAUAUACAUUCUUUAAUCCCAAAAAUAAUGCAAAGAUACUUCAUAAAAUUUUCAUAUAUCGGUACAGAAUACAGUGUAUAAGGUGAAAUUAUUGCAAAUGAUUUUUUUAAUUCAUUAAAUAAGGGGACUGCAGAAAAAUAUAUUUCAGUCGGAACAUAUAAUCCAUGAUACAGAUACUAUUCAAGGAGCUUUAGAAUGCGCUUUUUCAGUGCUGAGACCAAAAUGCACAGUUUGGCCAAAAAUAAGUACUUCUAGCAGAACUGAUACUGGUGUACAUGCUCU
Molecule: messenger RNA, 4540 nt
Organism: Nomia melanderi (Alkali bee)
Lineage: Eukaryota; Metazoa; Arthropoda; Insecta; Hymenoptera; Halictidae
Source: RefSeq, a predicted model, not a curated record